This is a messenger RNA of Sander lucioperca (pikeperch), 583 nucleotides long. RefSeq names its product preproinsulin (gene ins). Gene Ontology annotation, cellular component: extracellular region. Lineage: Eukaryota; Metazoa; Chordata; Actinopteri; Perciformes; Percidae. The record is from RefSeq and is a predicted model, not a curated record. The transcript is spliced from 3 exons. Bases 75 to 419 code for a protein of 114 amino acids. Gene Ontology annotation, molecular function: hormone activity.
GGCUCUGAUCUCAGCUGCUCCUCUUCAUCACAGAGUCUGCUCUUCUUCCUCAGCUCUCCUCCUCCUCCUGCGUCAUGGCGGCUCUGUGGCUCCAGUGCGUCUCUCUGCUGGCCGUGCUACUGGUAUCGUGGCCCGACUGCCAGGCCGCCGCGCAGCCGCAGCACCUGUGCGGCUCUCACCUGGUGGACGCGCUCUACCUGGUCUGUGGGGAGCGAGGCUUCUUCUACAACCCCAAGAGAGACGUGGACCCCCUGAUGGGUUUCCUCCCUCCAAAGGUGGGCGCGGCGGCGGGCGGCGAGAACGAGGUGGCCGAGUUCGCCUUCAAGGACCAGAUGGAGAUGAUGGUGAAACGUGGCAUUGUGGAGCAGUGCUGCCACCGGCCCUGCAACAUCUUCGACCUGCAGAACUACUGCAACUAAAAAAAAAAACACCUGGCUGCGCUUAGCCUAGCCUAGCAUAGCAUAGCAUAGCUUAGCUACGUGGCUAACUUAGCCUGCCCCUCACCUUUCUGAAAAACAACUGCUGAGAAAUGAAUGAAACUAUUUUUCCUAAAAAAUAAACCUUUUGUGAAUUGAGACAUUAA